CUGUUCUCUUCUCCUGAACAAAAAUGCAAUCUCAAAUCUCGGUUUGUCUUCUGUUUGUUCUUUUCACUGCAGGACACUCGAUACGCUGUUAUGUGUGCAGAAGUUUGAACAAUCCGUGUGUGAAUAGAGAUGUAGAAUGUCCCAAAACCUUUUUCAAGUGCUGGAGCUUCACAACGCUGCAUUAUUUGGGUAACACAACUAUCAUGUCCAAAGGCAAAGAGUGUGCUGUAAACUGUCAAAACGGCUCCUCCUACACUGGCACAGCAAUGACUUUUUCUGCCUGCUGUGACACUGACCUCUGUAAUGCUGAAAACACUCCAGACCCAAGAACGAUUGCUGCCAAUGGACUGAAAUGUUACUCUUGUGAUGAAAAGAGCUGCACAAACAUAGUGAACUGCACAGGGAGCGAAGACCACUGCAAAACUAUAACACAGAGGAAUGCAAAAGGGGUUUCCGGAGAACCGAUGGUGCAAAAAGGAUGUGCCAGCAAAUCUAUUUGUGAUGCCUCAUUAGCCACUAGUGUUCAGGGCAUCUCCUGUUGUUCAGGGAAUCUGUGUAACGAAGCUAAAAGUGUCACUAAGAGCUUCCUGAUCCUCUGUUUUCCUCUGAUCACCUUCAUCCUGAUGCUCUGA
Danio aesculapii is the source of this 632-nucleotide messenger RNA. Its product is annotated as urokinase plasminogen activator surface receptor-like. NCBI's taxonomy places the organism in Eukaryota, Metazoa, Chordata, Actinopteri, Cypriniformes, Danionidae. The record is from RefSeq and is a predicted model, not a curated record. The transcript has 5 exons. The coding region runs from base 24 to 632 and encodes 202 amino acids.